This is a messenger RNA of Drosophila suzukii, 2009 nucleotides long. RefSeq names its product methylcrotonyl-CoA carboxylase subunit 2 (gene Mccc2). NCBI's taxonomy places the organism in Eukaryota, Metazoa, Arthropoda, Insecta, Diptera, Drosophilidae. Gene Ontology annotation, cellular component: methylcrotonoyl-CoA carboxylase complex; mitochondrion. Gene Ontology annotation, molecular function: methylcrotonoyl-CoA carboxylase activity. The record is from RefSeq and is a predicted model, not a curated record. Gene Ontology annotation, biological process: L-leucine catabolic process.
UGCUGUGUAUGUUAUCGUUAUCAGCCCACCUGCCCAAAACUGACGUAACAUUCGCGUUCUUUCGCGUGGUAAAUCCUGCUUUUAACUCCCAUAAAAACCCUCCCCCACAAAAUGAUCCGGCUAAAUGGGCUGUUAAGAAGCUCCUCGAAGUUGCUGAGCAGCCAGGUGCGAUUGCUCCACGUGGGGGAGGCUAAUAUCCUACCCAGCGAGGUGGACAAGCAGUCCGCCGAGUUCAAGGAAAAUGCCAGCGAGAUGGGCAGGUUGGUCGGAGAACUGCGUAACUUUACCAGCCAGGUGCUGAAGGGCGGCGGGCAGAAGGCCAUCGAGCGACACACCUCGCGAGGCAAACUCUUGGCCAGGGACCGCAUCAACCUGCUUUUGGACAAGGGAUCACCCUUCCUGGAACUCAGUGCUCUGGCUGGCCACGAGCUGUACGGCGAGGAGGUGGUCAACUCCGGAGGAAUCGUGACUGGAGUGGGUCGCGUUUGUGGUACGGAGUGCCUGGUGGUGGCCAACGACGCCACGGUAAAGGGCGGCAGCUACUAUCCCAUUACCGUGAAGAAGCAUCUGCGCGCCCAGGAGAUCGCGCAAGAAAACCGCCUGCCCUGUAUUUACCUCGUGGAUUCGGGAGGCGCCAACCUGCCGCGCCAGGCCGAUGUCUUCCCAGAUAAACUUCACUUCGGACGCAUUUUCUACAACCAGGCGAACAUGUCGGCCCAGGGAAUUCCUCAAAUCGCCGUUGUGAUGGGAAGCUGCACAGCCGGAGGAGCCUACGUCCCGGCAAUGGCCGACGAGAGCAUCAUUGUGAAGAAGCAGGGAACCAUUUUCCUAGCUGGUCCACCACUGGUGAAGGCAGCCACUGGAGAGGAGGUGUCCGCAGAAGAUUUGGGAGGGGCCGACCUCCACUGCAAGACCUCGGGAGUCACCGACCACUAUGCCGUAGACGACGAGCACGCCUUGUACCUAGCCCGGCAGAUUGUGAGCAACCUAAACUUACCCGCCACGAAUGCCUACAACGAUCAGCUGACGCACUCCAGUCAAGCCAACUUCCAAGGGGCUACUCCGCCAGCCGCCGUAGAGGAGCCACGCUACGAUCCUCGUGAGCUGUACGGCAUCGUGGGCCCCAAUCUUACCAAGAGUUUCGACGUACGCGAGGUAAUUGCCCGCAUCGUGGACGGAAGCCGCUUCACGGAGUUCAAGAAAUUAUAUGGCGAGACUUUGGUGUGCGGAUUUGCAAAGCUCUAUGGCCAUACGGUGGGAAUAGUGGGAAACAAUGGAGUACUCUUCUCGGAGAGCGCCCUCAAGGGCGCCCACUUCAUUCAAUUAUGUGCACAGCGCAAGAUUCCACUAGUGUUCUUGCAGAACAUAACCGGUUUCAUGGUGGGACGUGAUGCUGAGGCCAAUGGUAUUGCCAAGAACGGAGCGAAGAUGGUAACGGCCGUGGCCUGCGCUAAUGUGCCCAAGUUCACGGUGAUUAUCGGUGGAUCCUACGGAGCAGGCAACUACGGCAUGUGCGGACGGGCCUACUCGCCUCGGUUCCUCUAUAUGUGGCCAAACUCCCGUAUCUCUGUGAUGGGCGGCACUCAGGCGGCCAAUGUCAUGGCUCAGAUUACCCAGGAUCAGCGCAAGCGUGCUGGUAAGGAGUUCAGCGAGGAGGAGGCCCAGAAACUGAAGGCUCCCAUUGUGGAAAUGUUCGAGGCGGAGGGCUCUCCUUACUAUAGUACGGCACGCCUGUGGGACGACGGCAUUAUCGAUCCGGCCAACACGCGCCAGGUCCUGGGCCUCAGUCUUAAGGCAGCGCUCAAUAAUGCCGGCCAGAACACCAAGUUUGGAGUCUUCCGCAUGUAAAUCUAAUUUGCAUGCCCACGAAUGGAACUCUGGGUGCAUUUAAAGGCAUCUAAUGCCAGCCUUAUUUCGAAACUGUUGCAUUUAUUAGCGUUAAGUCAAUUGUUAAUCGUGUCAUUUACCACUGAGUAUCUAUUUAAAAAUCAAAUAAUGAAGAGGAUCAA